GAGCCGGCGGCCCAGACACCCACCAUGCUGUACCUGGAGGACUACCUGGAGAUGAUCGAGCAGCUUCCCAUGGAUCUCCGCGACAGGUUCACCGAAAUGCGGGAGAUGGACCUGCAGGUUCAGAAUGCAAUGGAUCAAUUGGAACAAAGGGUUGGAGAGUUUUUUGUGAAUGCAAAGAAAAAUAAACCUGAAUGGAGGGAUGAACAAAUGGCAUCUAUUAAGAAAGAUUACUUUAAAGCACUAGAAGAUGCAGAUGAAAGAGUUCAGCUAGCCAAUCAGAUUUAUGACUUGGUAGAUCGUCAUCUAAGGAAACUGGACCAAGAGUUGGCAAAGUUCAAAAUGGAACUAGAAGCGGAUAAUGCAGGGAUUACUGAAGUCUUAGAAAGAAGAUCCCUGGAGAUGGAUACUCCAUCUCAGCCAGUCAAUAAUCACCAUGCACAUUCACAUUCCUCUGGGGAGAGCCAUGUACCUGAGAAGAAAUUCAAAUCUGAAGCUUUGCUGUCAACUCUUACCUCCGAUGCUUCCAAAGAAAAUACACCCGGCUGCAGAAAUAAUAUAUCCUCAUCCUCCACAAAUAAUGUCUACAAUGUAAAUUCCGCCCAGCCACUGACAUCGUAUAAUUUGAGUACUCUGUCAUCUGGGGCUGGUGCUGGGGCUAUUACAAUGGCAGCUGCACAAGCAGUUCAGGCAACAGCACAGAUGAAGAAAGGGAGGCGAACAUCUAGUCUAAAAGCCAGCAACGAAGCUUUUAAAAACAAUUAUUUCCAACUUGGGAGGGAGUUUUUGACUAAAGAUUCAGCAAAUUACUCAUCUUCAGCAUUGGCUUCUACAUUAACACAGACAUUGACUUCUUCAGCGACCACGGAUUCAAGAAGUGGGAGAAAAAGCAAGAACAACAACAAAUCUUCAAGUCAGCAGUCAUCUUCUUCAUCAUCUUCGUCAUCUUUAUCAUCCUGUUCGUCAUCAUCUGCCUUAGCACAUGAACUGUCUCAUCAACAAACAGCUGCUGUCCCAGAAUCAGAUUCAAAUAGUCAAGUAGAUUGGACAUAUGAUCCAAAUUAACCUCGUUAUUGUAUUUGCAAUCAGGUAUCAUAUGGUGAAAUGGUAGGCUGUGACAACCAAGAUUGCCCAAUUGAGUGGUUUCAUUAUGGAUGUGUUGGACUGUCAGAAGCUCCAAAAGGCAAAUGGUACUGCCCUCAGUGUACUGCUGCUAUGAAGCGAAGAGGCAGUAGACAUAAAUAAAGUUUAGUAAAAGACUGUACGAACUUGACUUUACACUCCACUUUUCAUGUUGCUCAAAAAGAAAUGUAACCAUCUGUUCAACUUCCAACUGUCAUUUUGCUACUUGUAAUUAUAUCGCAAGCAACAAUAUGCAACAAAACAUAUUGAAACUGAUCAUUGACUACCACCAUUUGUAUGCAGUUGUUCUCCAUUUUAACUUUGGGCAUUGACUUACAAUUCUCGUAGAGGAGUUAAACAGGCCAGGGGUUUUGUUUCUCCUUUCCUCUCCAUUCUGAGGCAGAGACCAUCACUUGCACGGAAUUACAGAUUAAUAUGUAACACUCUAUGUAAAACGAUAUCCCUGAAUUUACUUAAUUGUAUGAAAUAUGGUAAAAUGAAAGCUGUCUAUGGACUUCCUUUGUUUCUCUAUGAAACAAAAUUCAGCUGCUUGAAGCAAAUGUACUUUGGGCUGUUGUGCUGCCGUCCAUUGUUUAUAUGGAUAGAUAAUUUAAACUUCUAUGUAAAGAAUAAAAUGUUGACAUUUAGUAUUUGUAUGUUACUACACAUAAUAGUGUAGUACGGUAUUGACGUAAGCAGUUUUAUACCAAAUGUGUUUAUUUUAUUGUUUAAGUAGUUAAAAAGUAGUUUAUACUAGGAAAUAACAUUUUUCAUGGUUAGUCAUGAAUAUAGAAAUGUUUUGUCUUGCUAUCAUUCAGAAAAAUCAGUAUAGUGCAAAGGACUAACAAAGAAUAAUUCAGAAAUAUGUAACAAACAA
Pelobates cultripes (western spadefoot toad) is the source of this 1996-nucleotide messenger RNA. The record is from the annotation of a GenBank genome assembly. NCBI's taxonomy places the organism in Eukaryota, Metazoa, Chordata, Amphibia, Anura, Pelobatidae.